GUCGGUUACCGUCAGCUGAGCGCGCAGUUGGUUCCAGAGAUCGCCGCGCGGCGCGCUGUCUUACGUGGGGGGGAGCCACGGCGUGUUUUGAAAAGAUUCCGGCGCCGCCAACCGGCCACUGCACUUCAGCCGGUGCACUCUGGGAAGGCCCGCGACGACCGUUACACACGUUCUGCUCCGAGUGCGUGCUAGUGUUAAGAUUUCAAGUCUCAUUUCCUUUUUCGUUCCGCCUUGAUAAAGUGUCGGGAUACCAACCUUCGCUUAAAACAGGUUGUUAGUUAUGUGUGGUGGCCUUCGCGUCGUUUCCACGAGUUUUUGAAGUUUUGUUUCUCAUUCAGGAGCUCUCGCUAGAUGGCGCUAGUGCAGCAGAGCUACGGGGGAGGGACGACCCUCAUACAACACACCAGCACCACCACCACCACAGCCACAACGAUGAAGGCCAUCCCCGGAGGAGGUUCCCGAUUGGCCCAGAUGCAGGCGAGGUUCCAGCAGAGGCAGCUGCAGGAGAAGGAGCAGAAGCUGCUGCACAUGCUUGAGACGCAGCAGCAGCGCACCGUGGAGCGCGUGGGGCGGGGCAGUUCGGGCAGCGCUGGCAGCUCGGGCAGCUCGGCCAGCUCGUCGAGCACGCUGGGCGCGGGCAAGGUCCGCCAGCUGUUCGACGAGCGGCGGGGAGGGGGCGGCAAGCCGGGCUGGGACCGCGCGCACCCCCUCGAGCCGCUCGCGCGCCCCGUCAAGGCCGCCCGCGGAGCGAGUCUGGACAGGACCACGGCCGUCCCGGCGGCAGCCAGCUACAGAUCGCCGCAGAUCGGGAAGGUCCCCGUGAGGCGCUCCAAGAGCCAGGCGCGGCGCGACGAAGCGGACAGCUCCAACAACAACAACAACAACAACCACCACCAACAACAACAACAACAACACGAGGUCUACCAGGAGGUGGAGGACAACCACGGCUACCACCGCAGCUUCCGGACCCUGCCGCCCGACGAGGGCUCCCCCCGGGACGACGACUGCAACGAGCUCUUCAGGUCCGAGAUGAGCCGCGUGGAGGCGCUGAUGGACCGGCACGCGCUGCUCGACAGCGAGGAGCCGCCGCCCGAGGUGGACCUGGGGGACGACGACGACGAGGUCGACGAGCCGGUCCCGCCGGCGGUGACCUCGAAGCUGCCCAACGUCGGCGGACCCCCUCGCGCGGCGGAGGAGACCCCGGACCGCGACCGCUACAGGACGUACAACGCGAGGGACGGCCACCAAGGGCGGCCCAGGCCCGAGCCCAAGAGGAGCCAAGACCUGGACACGAAGAAGAGCAGAGAGGCGACCAGGCAGGCGCAGGAGGCGAAGAAGACCAGGGAGGUCGCCAGAUCGCCUCCCAAGACUCAGGCGAAGCCCGCGGCGGCCGCCGCUCGGCCCAGCAAGGUCGGGGUCAGCCCCGUCGGCGCGCCGUCCAGGACCUCAGCCUCACCGUCAGCGCGCCAGGCGCCGUCGGCCGCCGCCAUGAAGAGGGCGCCAGCUCGGGCCCCCGCCAGCGCCAGCUCGGGACCGGCCACGCCGCGCCAGCCCUCGGCUAGCUCCGGCGGGCCGACGGACCUGGCCGAGUGCAAGGUGUGCGGCCGCCGCUUCGCGCCCGACCGCGUGCAGCAGCACGAGCGCAUCUGCAGCCGCACCAGCAAGAAGACCCGCAAGCCCUUCGACCCGCUCAAGCACCGCGUGCAGGGCACCGACGCCGAGGCCUACCUGCGCACCAUCAAGUCGCAGGCCAACAAGCCGGCCGCGCCCAGCUCCAAGAAGGCCGACUGGCGCAGGAAGCACGAGGACUUCAUCGCGACGAUCCGCGCCGCGAAGCAGGCGCAGGCGUACGUGGCCGCCGGAGGCAAGAUCUCGGACCUGCCCCCGCCGCCGCCCUCCGACUACUCGGACUACGUGCAGUGCCCGCACUGCGGCCGGCGCUUCAACCAGCAGGCGGCGGACCGCCACAUCCCCAAGUGCGCCAACAUGGCGCACAACAAGCCCAAGCCGGCGGCCAGGCCGGCGCCCGGGCCCUCCAAGAGGCGCUAGUCCCCCGGGUCCAAUAAAAAUAUAACGCACUUGCAGGUUCGCCCGCCUGAUUCCGCGCGGCAAUUUCACUGUGUUGUUAUUUCAUUCGGUGGGUGGCCGCCAGAGAUCAGGGAAAUAUACAGACUGCACGUACCAAUAUGGCGGCCGUUUGUUUACAAAUGAAUUGGCUGUACCUGAAUUUGGAGGUUAAAUUGCAGAUGUCAACUCAUACAUUUUUUUUAUUAUGAUGUUACGUUUAGGACUUUUAAUACGUAUCUACAUAUUAACCAGUAAUAUUUUGAUCUAAUUUUCUUCCGAACAGCUGAACUACAAAUAAUAAACAUACGUCCGCCAUAUUGCUGUGUGAAAAUCAGGAGGGGAAAAAAUGGGGUGGAAAUACGGCUUAACGUCUGACGGCCAAUGCUCUUACCUGCAUCCUUUCCUAAUCUCCGGUGGCCACGUCUGCAUGGUUAGUUGAUAAGAGCGUGAAGCCGUUUUUUUUUUUCUUCCUUCAACUAAUUGUUGCGCAAUGUUGGUUAGACACCCAAAACAUUGGCUGAAGCUUGGAAACAGUGGACACAGUUUCAAAAGAUUUCUUCUUUAUAAAAGUUGCUUUUUUUAACGACGGAUAUUCAGAUCCAUACUUACUAACCAUCUUCAGACUUGGUUAAGCACCAUUUCCGCAAUGUUUUGGGCUGGGAACAAUAAGGUGAUGGCGAGGUUAGAAAGUGACUUCAGCUACAUCUCAGCAUUCCAUCUCCUGACUUUUCCUAACUCCAUAAUUACAGGCACCUAAUUCUGUACCCCGGAGGAAAAACAUGUCCGUUGUUUAGGAAAUAAAGUUAGCACCAGUGGCAUACCCAACCUGAAUAAAAUAUGUCAUUCAUUUUGGUUCAUUAGUGCCAGAGUAAAACAAAACAUACAUACAAGCUGAGAUUUAUGACACGUCAUUUUUUUAAAUACAUAAACUGUUAUUACCUAUUAAUGUGUGUUUACAAUUAUUAGCAUCAGGGCCACAGAGAGAAACUAAGGGCCUGGAAGCAAAUAGGUUUGUCAACUUCCCUCUCCCCCAAAUCCUUUUACCUACAAACUUCACAAUUUAAAAAAUUAUUAAUUAACUGUAAAUAAACCUGUGUGUAUCGCACUUGUAUGGUUCCCAAUGAAUUUUAUUAGCAAUAUGAUUGUAAUUUCGACCUAUUAGGGUAAACACAUGCAUAAAAAAUAAUCUUGAAACUCAACCGGAUCCCAACGAUUUUGACCCCUCUGCCCGGUUCUUCCCGGGUUUUUUUUGGAUAGAGUUGCUUGUGUUAAUAAAACAAAAAAAAACAGUUUUAGUUCAACAUUUAAAUACAGUCCUAGCAUAAGUAGGCCUAUCAUAAAAGCUAGUUACAUGUGAAUAACAUAAAAUUCCAAUGUGUUACCUUCACUCUACCUCCAGUCCUACAGUAGACAGUGGCAAACCUUUAGAUCCACUGCUGAUUGGUACCUACAGUGUCCAUGAAGUAUGUACAUUUUUCACCCUCCCUCUAGUGGUAUAGAACUCUAUGUGCAGAUACUAUAAAUAGAAAAAAUAGGCAUGUCCAGUUUCUUUCAGAGGUGAAGAACAAACACCAUGUGGAUAUGAUACAAAGAAACUUGCUCUCCAGUAAAAUUAUAAUUUUGUAAAAUGAAAGCCUUUACCUCCGAGGUACAGUAUAGAUUUGGUAACAUUUGUACUACUAAUACCAGCUACAUUGAAUUCCCUAAUUAAAAAAUUUCUGUUGGUUUUAAAAAUAUUCACACUGAAGUACAGUGGUGAAUGUGACUCCACAGAUAAUGAAAGUUACAUAUUGUCACUCUAAGUGCAAAAGAUUGUAAGCCAAAAUGUAAUUUCCACCCGGUAGCAAAAUCUUGAAUGUCUUCAACUGAUUCAAUAAAGGUACAACCAAAUGUCAAAAGAUUCUGUAAGUUUUUAUAGCCUAAUGUUAUAACUGCAGUGUUUGUAUGACGCUUUUAUAUAAACGACCUUCUGCACUUUGAGUUACAAAAUAUCUAUCACU
This is a messenger RNA of Bacillus rossius redtenbacheri, 4067 nucleotides long. Its product is annotated as zinc finger C2HC domain-containing protein 1C. The transcript has 7 exons. Lineage: Eukaryota; Metazoa; Arthropoda; Insecta; Phasmatodea; Bacillidae. The record is from RefSeq and is a predicted model, not a curated record. Bases 352 to 2049 code for a protein of 565 amino acids.